Molecule: messenger RNA, 761 nt
Organism: Odontomachus brunneus
Lineage: Eukaryota; Metazoa; Arthropoda; Insecta; Hymenoptera; Formicidae
Gene: mRpS24
Product: 28S ribosomal protein S24, mitochondrial
Exons: 3
Coding region: 178-675 (165 amino acids)
Biological process (GO): translation
Cellular component (GO): mitochondrion
Source: RefSeq, a predicted model, not a curated record
CGCUACGAACCGCCACUAAUUUAAAUUGAACUCAUGAUUCUAUUCAGUGUUCACUUUGUGACGUUAUGUAGCAUCAAGAAAUUGACGGAGCCACAGAAACGGAACGUAAAGAAAUUGAAUAUCAAUUUAUAUUUUGUGGUUAAUUAAUCAAACGUCGGAGUGUCAUAUUACGGCAAGAUGAUGUCGCUACAACACAUGAAAAAUGUGUUACCUGUCAUACAACAAACACUCGCACAGAGACAUUUCCAUAUGAGUGCAGUUCUCAGCAAAGUCCAGUCUGGGCGAUACAAAAUCACAGUUAACAAAGACAAGCCACUGACAUAUGAAAUGGCAAAUCCACCUCAUUAUAUAGCUCACAGAAAGUCUUGGAACUCUUGGAACACCUCAAACAUUAAGGAUGGCAAUAGGCCAUCUGAAACAGCUAUAGAGGAUAUAUUCAUUCGACAGUUCAUGAGAGGCACCUGGCACAAUUUAUUUGCUAGUGAGGUUAUUAUUAAACGGCAGCACAAUAUUAUUAGGAUAGCUGGAAUCAUCACUCGUACCAUAGCACCUACAAAGAUAUAUUUCUUAAUUGGUUAUACAGAAGAGUUCUUAAGUUAUUGGCUGCAAUGUCCUAUCAAAAUAGAACUGGUAACAACUAAUAGCAAAGAGGAUGUAAUAUUUAAGUAUAUAUAAAUAAUGUAAAUCUGAGACUCUUGUAAUAUUUGUUAUGAUUGACUUUGCACAGUGCAAAAUAAAUUGGUUGUUUUGUUAUAAUUUAA